AACGUAGGAAUCAGUCGCGGUUUAUCAGCCAAGCCGGUAAAGUGUUAACUGAGAAAACGAAAAAUUAGUACAGGUGGUGGAAAAUAAGAAGCCGUGUUUCCACCUUAUCCACUUAUCCACUUCUUUCUUAUAUUCUAACAUUUCCAAUAUCCGAUCCGUAAUAUAAAAUUCUCUCUUCAUUUUAUCGUAAUUCGACAUAUUUUUUUAUCAAAAUCAUCCUUUUCUUUUCGCGAUAAUAUCGAUCGUCCCUGGACAACCCUCAGCCCCUCCCGUUGCCCUCACCCCUGUCAUCCUUUCUUACUUUAAUCCGAAUCCGGCAAAUUCGAAAAAAAAAGUCAAAGCAAAAGCCUUCGAACAUAUAUAUAUAUAUAAAUUUUCUUUUUCUAAUCGUAUUUAUUCAUUGAAAAUAUUGUGACAUAAAAAAAAAGAAAAAUUGAAAUAUUCAAAUAUAGAAUAAUUAAUCGAUAUAAUAAGUUGAUAGGGGUGGGAUAUUUGUAAAGGCAAAUUAAAAGGAAAGAAAUAAAACAAAAGGGAAAAAAACACGAGAAAAAAAUAAAAUGGCGGACAGGAUAUACCAUCCGAGUAGAGAAUUGGCGCAAAAUGCUUAUUGUUCGAGUAUGGCAGAAUACAAGCAGUUGCAUUCCGACUCUUUAAAAAAUCCCGUCAAAUUUUGGAGCGAGAUAGCUAAUAAAUUUUAUUGGGAAACACCAGCGAGAGAUGAGAAAUUUUGUUCUUACAAUUUCGACCUGUCCAAGGGAGAAAUAUUUAUUAAAUGGAUGGAGGGGGCUAAAACUAAUAUCAGUUUUAAUCUACUCGACAGAAACGUUAACAAUGGAAAGGGCAACGAGAUAGCAUUUUAUUGGUCUGGAUCCUGGAAUUCCGAACGCGAUUGUUGCUGGCACGUAGAAAUGGAGAAAGUUGAAAGUAAAUGUGAACCAGUGUGGUUGGACGCCGAAGAUCCACUUUUCAUUCUUUAUACUAGCGGUUCUACUGGAAAACCAAAAGGUGUUCUUCAUACUACGGCUGGUUAUUUGAUUUAUGCAGCAACAACGUUCAAAUAUGUUUUCGAUUAUCAUCCUGGUGAUAUUUAUUGGUGUACCGCAGAUAUCGGUUGGAUCACUGGUCACACUUAUGUCGUUUAUGGUCCAUUAGUUAAUGGUGCAACCUCAGUUCUGUUCGAAGGUACACCAUUCUAUCCAGAAAAUGAUCGAUAUUGGGCUAUCGUAGACAAGUACAAGGUCACUCAAUUUUAUACGUCUCCAACUGCUAUCAGAUCGCUCAUAAAGUUUGGUGACGAAUAUGUCAAGAAACAUAAUCUAUCUACUUUAAAGAUUCUCGGUUCUGUGGGUGAACCGAUAAAUUCAGAAGCAUGGUUAUGGUUGUACAACUUGGUGGGUCAUGGAAAGUGCAGUAUCGUCGAUACAUUCUGGCAAACGGAAACUGGCGGUCACGUUGUCACACCGCUACCAGGUGCGACCCCAAUGAAACCAGGAUCAGCGGCCUUUCCCUUCUUCGGAGUGUUACCAGAACUAUUGGAUGAGGAUGGUCAUGUGAUUGAAGGUGAAGGUGAAGGAUAUCUCGUAUUUCGACAACCCUGGCCAGGAAUGAUGAGAUCUUUAUUUGGAAAUCACCAACGUUUCCAAAAUACCUACUUUGGCAGAUUUAACGGAUAUUAUUGCACGGGUGACGGCGCCAGACGAGACGCAGACGGUUAUUUAUGGAUAACUGGCCGUAUUGAUGAUAUGUUGAAUGUUUCUGGACAUUUGAUGUCUACGGCAGAAGUAGAAAGCGUUUUGGCUGGUCAUUCUUCGGUUUCUGAGGCAGCUGUAGUUAGCAAAUCUCAUCCUGUUAAAGGACAAUGUCUUUAUUGUUUUAUUACACCCAAUGAUGGCGUCAAAUUUGAAAAGAAAUUGCAAGACGAACUCAAACAAAGAGUGAGAGAAAAGAUUGGACCAUUCGCCCAACCAGACGUUAUUCAGCAUGCACCUGGUUUACCAAAAACGAGAUCAGGUAAAAUUAUGAGGCGUAUAUUGAGGAAGAUCGCGGCUGGUGACAGAAAUGUCGGUGACGUUUCAACUUUAGUUGAUGAGGCCAUCAUUGAUCUUCUUUUCCAACUAAGGCCACAAGCUUAAACGAACAAAAAAUUCUAUAAUAUAUAUAUAUAUAUAUAUUAUAGACAUUGUCUUCGUUACCACGAUUGAAAAUUAGCCAACGAACGAACAAACAAAAAAGCUUGUUAAAAAUAUUUAUAAAAAAUACUUUG
Messenger RNA from Polistes canadensis, 2263 nucleotides. RefSeq names its product acetyl-coenzyme A synthetase (gene AcCoAS). The transcript has 9 exons. Bases 558 to 2132 code for a protein of 524 amino acids. Lineage: Eukaryota; Metazoa; Arthropoda; Insecta; Hymenoptera; Vespidae. Gene Ontology annotation, molecular function: acetyl-CoA synthetase activity. The record is from RefSeq and is a predicted model, not a curated record. Gene Ontology annotation, biological process: acetyl-CoA biosynthetic process.